Messenger RNA from Eupeodes corollae, 909 nucleotides. RefSeq names its product putative nuclease HARBI1. The transcript has 4 exons. The record is from RefSeq and is a predicted model, not a curated record. NCBI's taxonomy places the organism in Eukaryota, Metazoa, Arthropoda, Insecta, Diptera, Syrphidae. The coding region runs from base 1 to 909 and encodes 302 amino acids.
AUGUUCAAACGCAUUCAAUUAAACACGUGGGAUGACCUAGACUUUUUGCAUCGUUUCCGUCUCUCAAAACGCACGACAAUGAUGGUGCUAGAAGAAAUAAAGGAUUUCUUGCCGUGUGAUGAAAGGAGAUCACGCGAAUUACGACCUAUCACGCAAUUGCUAAUUUCAUUAAGGUAUUAUGCGCUUGGAUCUUUUCAACUAGUAAUCGCGGAUUUUUCAGGGGUUUGUAUUACAAGUGUACACGUUGUGUUGAAACGUGUGUCCAAAGCUCUUGCCGAACUUUCCCCACGGUAUAUUCAAAUGCCCCAAACGCAAAACGAGCGCUUGAAAGCAGCUAAAGAAUUUUUUGCAGUGGCAAAGUUCCCUCGCACUAUUGGUGCAAUAGAUUGCACCCAUAUUCGAAUUCAAUCGCCAGGUGGAACAGAUGCAGAAAACUUCAGAAAUCGAAAAGGGUGGUUGAACGUCCAGACGGUGUCUGCAGCUAAUUUAAAAAUUAACGAUAUCGUGGCUCGGUGGCAGGGGUCUGCUCAUGAUCAGCGAAUUUUCAACAUGUCGAGUCUAAAGAAACGGUUUGAAGACGGAGAGUUCGAGCAUUUUAUCCUUGUUGGAGAUUCGGGCUAUACAAAUACCACCUUUCUUGCAACACCAUUUCUCAAUGUCACAAACGCAGUAGAAAACUUGUAUAACGAAUCACAAAUUCGAACUCGCAAUUGUGUGGAACGUUCAUAUGGCUGGCUUGCCAUCGACCAAAACGAAUCGCAACCGCCACCGGAGAUGUAUGAUUUUGCUAAUAUGCUGGCCGCUACAGAUGUUCCUUCAGAUACGCUUUUGGGAUCAGCUUCCGCAACUACUCAUAACGUUCGCGCUCGAUUGGUGCGUUCAUAUUUUCAGCCAAUGUUAGAUAGCUAA